GAUGCCAAUCACUCCUUGGAGGUCCUCUGCCGUUUCUCCUCCCUUUUUCCUUCCAGCACAUACAGGGCAAAGGGAGGAAAGCUCAACUCUCCCAGUUUUCUGUCCCAAAGGAAACUGAGGUGGCUGUCUCCUCCUUCAAGUAUCCAGGUACCUGUUUUCAUGUUGUUUGCAGAUAAUAGGUAUCUUUGAGGCUUUCAGCCCACCGUCAGAUAUAGAUGAAGUAGGAUAUAGCAUAUAAAUUAACAGUGUGACUUGACAGGCAGAACAACAAAAACACUUCCUUUCCUUUAACCAGACUAAGCAAACGAAAAAAAACCCCAAACACUUCAGUUACUAGAGUUACUUUCAGUGCCUAGUGCUGAAAAGGGAUAAAAAAAAGACUAGAAAACAGCCAAGAUACAAACCACACAAUGUCAGGAUACAAACAACAAAUUGGUGUUACUUCUCCAGCUGAUGUGCUACAUUCAGCUUCCGCCACCUCAAAAAAGGAAUGAAAUAAACAGCUCAUGGGCAGAGAUGAGCUAUUAAACGAUAAAAAUGGUUGGAUUUAAGGCUAAAACCUUUUCCCCUGAAAUUCAGAGGGAUCUAUGUGGAUGUGACACAAGACUAUUCAUUAAGGAAUGGUUGGCCCUCCCUGGCAGAUGGUGGGCCGCGCUUUGGGCGGGAAGGGGCAGCGAGAGCUGAGGUGGCUGUUGUGACAUUCUGAGGGGUGGGCAGCACAGCGAGAAUGUUUCCUGAGGGGUUGGGGCAGGCUUGUUUGGUGUUGGGAGUGUGAAAAUUCUCAAGGAGCAGAGUAGAGGAGGGAAGUGACAGUUGACUGGCCAACAGUGGUGACAGCCCUAAAAGCAGAUGGUAAAAGUGGUUUUCUAGUCAAGACCACUAAUUUUCAGGCACAGUUCAUCCAUUUUACAUUGAAUAUAAUAGUCCUGAACAUACACUCAUUGCACAUUUUCUUCAGAGCUUGGCAUCAUUUUCAACAACAACACAGUAUUUCUCCAUUAACGUCUUCUAUCUGAAGUGAGACAAAGAUGAAAUUUUUUUCUAGUCAGUGUUUUGAUUUUUUUUUUGUAGUACUGAUUUAUGACUUACAGUUUGACUUUUUUUUUCUUUUUUUUUGUCUUAAGCUAAGAAUAGUUUAAUAAAUAACACACAGUUACCAUAUAGUAAUGGCAAUGAUGUAAAUAUUCAGGCUGAGUAUGAAGGUGCGCUCUAAGGACCAUUUAGGAUUGCUGUAUUAAAAUACUAAGGACCUGCAGAGAAGCCAGAGAAACCACUGAUAAUUCGUUUUAAAAAUAUGCUGGAAGAAAGAGUUUUAAUUCUCAGUCACUGCCUUUGAGCAUCCACCCACUGGUCCACAAACAAAAUUGUGUGUAUGCAACCAAACAAAAUUUCCCACAGGGAAGUCCUUAUUAUUGUUCUCUUAUGUUAACAGGUAAUAAAAAGAUGAUAAGACAAUUCAUUUCUUUUCUUGUUUUCACAGAAUCACAUAAUCAUUGGGUUAUAAGGGACAUUAAAGGCCAUUCAGGUCCACCCUGUGCUUUGGGCAGUGCCACCCACCGGCUCUGGCUGCUCAGGGCCCCAUCCAACCUGGCCUUGAAUGUCUUCAGGGAUGGGGCAUUCUCAGCUUCUCUGGGCAGCUGUGCAAGGGCCUCACUGCUCUUUUACGUCCUUUAUAGGUCAUUCCUUUUGUCUGAAAUGGCUAAGGAGAAUUAUCCUUCACUAACUGAAGUUGUAAAACAAGUUGCUGAGCAGCAGCAUUUACAGUCAUCAGAGAUAGAAAAAAACAAAAUCAUUCUUUUCCAACUGCAGGUUAGAUAUCAGGAACUAGAAAAAGAAAUGGAUUCUAUUAUGUUAGAAAUGAAGACAACAGAAAGGGAAAUAUAUCUGCAAGAUGAUGCCAUAGCAGUGACAAAAUAUCACUGUGAAAGCCUAGAAGCUGAAGUCAGAGCUCUAUAUUCUGAAAAUAUGAAGCUGAGGUUUGAUACAGAAACAAUACAGGAAGAAUAUGAGAUGACAUCUGCAAGAAAUAGUAAAUAUCGGGAAAAAAUAAAAGCUCAUAAAAGUCUCUUUUGGGAGAUGGAAAGUAAAAUGCCCAUUGUGAUUGAGCUUGCUGAAAAGAAAGCUAUUGUUAAAGAGCUGAGAACAAAGAAAGAAGAGUUAAUGAGUGACCUCCAGAAUCCAGAAGGCUCUGCUAUAAAGCAAAUGCAGGAAGAAAUUGCACUUAUAAAACAGGAAAUCACAUCUGUGAAGGAUUUCAUCAAGAAAAAAACAGAUUUGCUGGAAGAAAUAAAAAAAGCUCAUGCUAAGCUUAGAAAAGAAAUUGAGGUACAGAAUAAAAGAUACGAUGCUAUUCUGAAACGUUUGCACUGUCAGCUGAACAAACUGCAUUCAAAUAAAAGACAAUGGCACUGGAACAUUCAGCAGAUGGAGAAAAAGGCAGAAGAACUUAGAAAGUGCCUUGGAGAAGUGGAGUUACAGAUUAGCAUCUAAAACAAACCUAAUGAAGCUAUAAUGCAAUACAGUGUGGGUAAUUUUUUCCAGGCAGGAUAGGGUUUUUUUCUUACUUGUUUGUUGGUUUGGGUUUUUUUAUUUGUUCAAAUACUACAAACAGUAAAGUAUAUAGCUGCGCCAAA
Meleagris gallopavo (turkey) is the source of this 2633-nucleotide messenger RNA. It is a transcript of the gene CCDC122, whose product is annotated as coiled-coil domain containing 122. The record is from RefSeq and is a predicted model, not a curated record. Lineage: Eukaryota; Metazoa; Chordata; Aves; Galliformes; Phasianidae.